UGUUUAAUCAAUCGGAAGAGCGCCGGGAACCACCGUUACCGUCAUUCGUCGGCUCCUCUCUCCGCCGCGCAUCCUCUACUAUCUCACCUGAUCCAAUGGCUCCGAAGAAGGAGAAGGCACCUCCGCCAUCUUCCAAGCCCGCUAAGUCCGGCGGUGGAAAGCAGAAGAAAAAGAAAUGGAGCAAGGGAAAGCAAAAGGAGAAGAUUAACGGAUCACUAGCAAGAAAAGCGAUUCGAGAGUUGAUGGCAAGAGGUGCAAUUCGGAUGGUUUCUGCUCAUUCAAGCCAGCAGAUAUACACAAGAGCUACCAAUACAUAAAAACCUCCCUCACAAAUAAGUAGAGUUAUGUCCACUUUUGACUUUGGUAUCUUUAUUUAAGUUGAUUUAAGUUCAUUGAAUUGACUAAAUUUUGCUAAGGCAUUUGCAAUUCGCCAAAAAAAGUU
This is a messenger RNA of Lactuca virosa, 442 nucleotides long. The record is from the annotation of a GenBank genome assembly. NCBI's taxonomy places the organism in Eukaryota, Viridiplantae, Streptophyta, Magnoliopsida, Asterales, Asteraceae.